GACAGUUCACUUCGAGCGGUUCGCCGUGUAGGAUUUGUAACGAGCAAAAUAGCAGUAGGUAGUGUAAUAACAAUAAUAAUUCGACAGAAAUAACGAGCACUUUUCCUCAUCAUCAUCGUUGGUCCGUGAAAAAUCGCGAAAUCGUUGGUGCCAACCGGAUCAGUGUUAAUCAAUUGUGAGUGAUUUUUCGCCGUAGGCAACGGGAAAAAAUCCCGGUCCAGUGUGAUAUUCCAGUCUAUUUUUUAUACAAGUAUUACCCUCAAAGAGCGGUUUAUUCGACUACAAACGAACGAAACAAAUCAAACACACACAACAGUCAAAAUGUUCAAAAGCCACCUAGCGAUGAUUGGCAUGAAUGAGACGCCAAACAAGAAAGCCAGAUUCUGGCAAACUUACAUCAGAUCGCUUAAAGGAUCCGACGAUAUCCGCGCACACGAUUCGGCCUCCUGGCGGCACCGGCCCAUUCUGUUGUUCGAUGAACCGGAAACGGCCACCGGAAGGAUCCACUCGCCCGGCUACCACUAUCAGCCGGUGCACCGGGAAACCUACGGCUACUCACCGCGCCCAAUCUACGACCAUCACUAUCCACGCUCCCGGCGGGCAGCCAGCGUUAGCCGACUGGACGCCGAGAGGGCCUGGGCCGACCAUCUGGAGCGGAUGAGGGACAUCGAUCGCAGAGGUUUUCGAUAUGGAGCAUCAUACCCAUCGCGUUACGGACUGUACCUGAAGGACAAACCCAGCCAGGUCGUGCUGCCCCAGGAGCUCGAGUACGAACCGGAAACGAAGCCGAUCUUCUCGCUGCACUAAGACUGCUGCGGCCUGUGUCGUAAGGAUCGAGCCGGCGCGUUUAAUUUAUUGGAGAACAAAAUGUAAAAGGAAGAAAAAAUACUAAAAUGCACAAAAAAAUCAUUAUAUCUAUGAACGAACCUACUAGACACACAAACACACUCUCUCUCUCUUACAGGAAUACACUAAAACAUGCAUACAUGAAGAACACAGAGAAUGGACAAAUAUUUAUGAAUACCUUAAUUAAUCGUUUAAGCUUAGAGAACACAAUCACACACUUACAUAUGCACACUACUUGAAGGUUACAUCGACAGGAUUAUUUAUUCUCGAAACAAGGACGAAACAAAGGAUUUCAUUUAAUCGCACAAAAAAGCAAACGAGAGUUAUUUAUUCUAUUGAUUCUUGCUAAGGGUCGAAAUGUAACAGAAGUUUUAAUUUUGUUUAUUAUCUACAAUGGUUUAUUAUGGUUUUCUAAAUAAAAAAACUUUCUCAAAGCCUAA
Molecule: messenger RNA, 1286 nt
Organism: Uranotaenia lowii
Lineage: Eukaryota; Metazoa; Arthropoda; Insecta; Diptera; Culicidae
Exons: 6
Coding region: 322-807 (161 amino acids)
Source: RefSeq, a predicted model, not a curated record